Rhagoletis zephyria (snowberry fruit fly) is the source of this 592-nucleotide messenger RNA. RefSeq names its product NADH dehydrogenase (ubiquinone) B15 subunit (gene ND-B15). The record is from RefSeq and is a predicted model, not a curated record. Gene Ontology annotation, cellular component: mitochondrion; respiratory chain complex I. Lineage: Eukaryota; Metazoa; Arthropoda; Insecta; Diptera; Tephritidae.
GACAAUCACUUGACAGGGCUAAAUCGUUCGGUGGAUUUGCUGCAUUUGUGUGUAUUUGUGUGUAAAAAGGGAAACAAUCAGAAAAAAUGCCUGAUUUAUCAGCAGCGGAAAAAGAUUUCCUGCACCGAAAACAUGAGCAGACACAAAAACUUCGUGCUGAAUAUUUGAAACAAAUUUCGAAUCCUUUCAAACAUGCCACAGGCGAAGGUGGUACUCUGUUCGAUGCCGGUUUAGCUCGCUUCCAAGCUAUGCGUGUCUCCAACUAUGACCAUUUCAAGCCAACAGGUGUAGCUUUCCGUGCUGGCUUUUUUGCCGUGGUGCUGCCCAUUGUGGUCUAUGCAUGGGCUCUGAAAACAGAACGCGCUGGUCGAGAGCAUAAAUAUCGCACCGGGCAGGUGGCAUACAAGGAUCGUCGAUUCAAAUUCAAUUAAAAUGGAUUUUAUCGAAAGCACACGAAUUCGGUUGAUGAAAAUUAGCCAAAUAUUCUUGAAAUGUGUGCAUAAGCUUUUAUUAAUUGGUAUACAUAGUCUAAUUAAAUGGAAAAUUGAACAUAAAACCGUGAUCAAUAUACAUAUGUAAAAAAUAUUGCGUA